UAGUCGAUAUUGGUGAUACAAGCCGAAACUAAUGCAGAAUUGUAAACGAGGCUACAAACUGCCGUCGCCACCAUAUUGUUGCUGUCAUAUAGUUCAGAUUAUUUCUAGAAGUAAAAAAUUAAAUUGCCAUAUAACUUGUCUUCGACAACGGACAGAUGGAACGAAAUAUUAGGUAUCAUACAUUACAAGAAGACCAGGAAGAGGAAGAUGGCGUGAGAAUGACUGCAAACGCCAGUAACACUCCUGUGCCUAUGACUUCCCAAUCCGUACCAAUCCCUGUUGUUCCAAGUUCAACAAUGCCUUCAGUUCCACCACCCGCCUAUAAAGAAACUGAAGAAGAAGAAGAUAUUGCUACUGCCAACUCUUUUCAUCAUUAUCUUCAACAGCAACAACAACAACAACAGCAGCCACUCAGCAACAGUCAUGAUCAGAAAACUGAGCAAACGACCUUCGAUGAUGCGUGUGGAGCUGGCCUGCCACCAUCCUAUGCUGUUGCUACCGAUCUACCGUCUUACGAAGAAGCAGAAAGACUCAAACAAGAAGAAGAACUUAACGGGGGCAGGAGCUGUGGUAUAAACCAAUCUGGUCAUUUUCCCCAGUUUCGAUCUUUAACCGACGAGGAACAUUAUUUAAACGGUUCAGACGACGCCACUGACCAGUUAAACAAUGCAGAUCGACUUAACACCAGCGGAAUGAUCAUUGGAACUGAUUGGAUCUUUUUCUGUACUUUCGUGAUAUCAUUUUUGUUUAACUGGCUUGGCUUUUUAAUGUCACUGUGCAUCACUAAUACAGUGGCCGGUCGAUGUGGUGCUUUGGCUGGCCUUGGUCUUUCUAUGGUUAAAUGGGUCGCCAUCGUCAAACACAGUGGCUUCGCUGGUGAUUUCGCUGCCAGUGAAUCUUGGUUCUGGUGGAUCUUGAUGCUAUGCGGAUUCCUGCUUUUUGUUCGUGGAUGUAUGCAAUAUGUCAAUGUGAAAUACGAAUGGAAAAGGAUUACAGGUCGUCUGCAUCACAUAACUCUCUAUUGAGUUUAUUAUCGUUUGUCUUUCAAAAAUUAACACAAAUCAAGAUUCCCCUCUUUUCUAUCUCUCUCUCCUAAUUUUUGCCACAAAACCUUUCUUUAUUUGUCCUCCUCCACAUCCACAUACCUACACAAGAGCCUUUUAUGUUUACAUCUUAUUGCUUCGUCAUUUGGCAUCUAUUGUUAUUGUUAUUAUUAUUAUGGUGUCAAGCGCCGCAGAGCAAAAGGUAAGCUCCUGGCGAGUCGGGAUUACGAUCCGAUUUUGAUUCUCAGUUUAUGCUAGUUUACAUCAAUUACACCGCCGAUACUUUUGGGAAAGGCAUAAACGCCACAACUUUUACCCCACUCACCCCGUCUCUCUAAAAUACAGAGCUUUUGUUCAUAAGACAUCGUUAUAUAAGUAACUUUGUUUUUUAUUAUCAUUUUAAAGCUAUCUUCAUCAGAAAUAAAUAUAUUUGUUUAAAAAACUGUAAUUAUAUUCGAUAUUUCCCUAAAAGAUUCAUUUAUUUGGGAGGAACCUAUCAUUGUGUUAUGUGUGUGUGAUGUAUAUUUAUAUAUAUAUUUACAUACAUGUAUGUGGCUGUGAGCUACUUGAAUAUAAUACUACAGCUUUAACAAUAUUCCUGUACAGAUGUACCGAGGGAUGCCUUAUCUAUGUUAUUAAGAAUAGUUUAGGGCCGACGUUCUAAUCAAGUGUGAGUAGGUGUUCCAAAUAACCAUUGCGUGACCAUUCUUGUUGCUACACAAAUUAGAUUUUUUUAUGUGUAUGUAUGUAUAUAAAUAUAUAUGUCCAAUACUAUUCACGACUACUUAAAAUUGAUAUAUUUUUUUUCUUUUCAUCAUAAUUACAAUUAUAUUAAUAAUCAUUAUUAUUAGUAACGAUAAUAAUAAUCAAACAAACCCUUUUCCCUUGCCCCCCUCUUACCUUAAAAUAUUUUGUGGCCUUGUGCCUAGGUAAAAAUUUAAAUAAUAAUAAUGACAAUAAUAUGUCGUAUAUAUAUAAAUAAACAUAAUAAUACUCUAAUCCUAAAAAGAAAGCCUCUUACAUAUUUCGAUAUUUUUUGUGGUCAAUGGUGUAAAAAUGUUUAUUGCUACUUAUAUAUUUACAUAUUACAAUGUGAAUCCUAAUCGAAAUUACAUUCUUUUAAGUUAAAAUUUUGUUAUUGUUGUUGAAACUAAAAAUUUACACAAUACAACUUUGUCUUGCUGGUUUAUAUUUGCUGACAUUUUAACCUAUAUAUGUGCGUGUUUUUUGUAUAUGUUUAAUGUAUAUAUGGGGAGUGGGGUACAAUGAGAUGUUUUUACUGCAUUUUUGAUUUUGAGAAGAAAUAUAUUUUUUUACAAAUGUUCGCUACCUUACAAAAGCGAUUUCAGCUAAGCAAAGACCUUCUCUAAAUCCAUUAAAAACACUAUAACAUAUUUGGAACACUAUUCCAGAAAAUUGUCACUGUUCUGUUUGAGCAUAUAAAAGCCAAAUUUACAUGGAGCAAAAUGAGUAAGCUAAGACAAGGUAAAUUUGUCUCUUCAAUUCUCCAGAAUUACAUUUAAAAACAGACUUAUACACAUCAAUAUCCAAACUAGAAUAUCAGAAAGAUCAGAAAUGCCACAAAAAUUUUUAAUAUCUGGCUCAAAUGAAAGAUUAUGGAAAAAUAGAUUAUAAUAUGAAAUUAACCAACUCACCUACAUAAAAAAAAAUGAACAUAAAAUAUUCUCUAUAGCUUCAUAAUCUGCUAGAGUUGCUUUCCUCUCAGUAUAUUUAUGUGCCAUAAAGAGGAGAAAUUAUUGAAAUUAGUCAUUACUCGUUUUACCCCACUUUAGUUUUUUUUUUUUCUUUCUUUCUUUUUAAUUAUCAAAUAAGACAUUAGUGUUAGAAAAAUUGUCUUGGAAUCCAACAGAGAAAAGAAUAUUGGAUGUUAAAGACCAAAAAUUAUCCAGAUAUUUUUAUUGGCAGCCUCAAUUACAAUCAAGUCAAAGUUGACGAAAAAUUUCUUGAAA
This is a messenger RNA of Octopus sinensis (East Asian common octopus), 3013 nucleotides long. Its product is annotated as NEDD4 family-interacting protein 1. The record is from RefSeq and is a predicted model, not a curated record. Bases 156 to 1025 code for a protein of 289 amino acids. Gene Ontology annotation, biological process: metal ion transport; ubiquitin-dependent protein catabolic process; positive regulation of protein ubiquitination. The transcript has a single exon. Gene Ontology annotation, cellular component: Golgi apparatus; endoplasmic reticulum; perinuclear region of cytoplasm. Gene Ontology annotation, molecular function: WW domain binding. Lineage: Eukaryota; Metazoa; Mollusca; Cephalopoda; Octopoda; Octopodidae.